Molecule: messenger RNA, 710 nt
Organism: Acyrthosiphon pisum (pea aphid)
Lineage: Eukaryota; Metazoa; Arthropoda; Insecta; Hemiptera; Aphididae
Exons: 3
Coding region: 129-710 (193 amino acids)
Source: RefSeq, a predicted model, not a curated record
AUGUAUAAGUAGUAUAUUUUAUGUAUUUUGUAAAUGUUUAUAAUAGACGAUCAAAGCCGACAUGUUAUGAAUUGUUCCCAAAGAAAAAAGGAAAGUCAGGCAUAACUGCUCUAAAAUAAGUUUACAUAAUGCCCCUAUUGUAUUUACUAGUUUCUGUGAUUUAUUUAUUUAAAAUUUUUUUUAGCAUUGACUCUACUACUGGUCCAAAAAUUAUAAGUGUUCAAAAUAUAAUCACUGGUCACAAUAGUAUUGAAUCAAGCUUAUAUCUAUCUAGUAGUUCAGUUAUUAGCAAAGGAAAACUUAACAAUGUGCCGUUAAAAAAUGAGGAUUAUUGCAUUUUGACUUAUUUUGAAGAUUUUACUUGUUUGUAUGUUGGAAAAGCUAUAAAAUGUGGCAAUAAUGGCAGUUACAGUUUCAUUGAUUUAGAAACUUUAGACAAAACUGCUAAGAGUACAGAUAAAAUACUAAAGUAUCGUCCAGUUGUGGGAGACAAGGUCAAAGUUUUUUCAUCUCAAUAUCACGGUUUAUGUAGAGCAAAAAUAUUGAAAAAUAUUAAUGGUAGCUAUGAUGUUUUCCACAUUGAUGUUGGAAACAUUGAAACAGUUCCAUCAAAUGUUAUUUAUGAAUUAGCCGAUGAAUUGAAGAAGGUAUUUUGUCUUAUACUUUUAAUAUAUUAUUUAGGUUCUAAAAAGCAAAUUUUGAAAAUAUGA